Callorhinchus milii (elephant shark) is the source of this 10046-nucleotide messenger RNA. It is a transcript of the gene dchs2, whose product is annotated as dachsous cadherin-related 2. Bases 1 to 9885 code for a protein of 3294 amino acids. The record is from RefSeq and is a predicted model, not a curated record. Gene Ontology annotation, biological process: homophilic cell-cell adhesion. Gene Ontology annotation, cellular component: plasma membrane; catenin complex. The transcript is spliced from 21 exons. Gene Ontology annotation, molecular function: cadherin binding; calcium ion binding. NCBI's taxonomy places the organism in Eukaryota, Metazoa, Chordata, Chondrichthyes, Chimaeriformes, Callorhinchidae.
AUGGCAGCGCACUUUCGCUGCUGCUUCCACCAGCAAAGGUACGACUUCGCAAAAUUACUCUUCCAAAUGGUGGUGCUGUUCGGGACUUCUCAGACCGGUCAAGCGUACGAUUUAAGUCUGUCUGUGGACGAGGGGCAGCCGCCAGAAACCCUCGUGGGAGACAUCAGCGCCGGACUGCCCGAGGGGACGCCGAGCAGCGGGUACUUUAUCUCGGAAAGCCACGAAUCUCUCGUCUUCCGCGACCUGCACAUCGAUGCGGCGACGGGGAUAAUAAAGACGGCGAAGGUGCUCGACCGGGAGACCACGGAGCGGUACGCGUUCGUGGCCGUGACUCCGACCGGCCACGUGGUCCGGGUGCGGGUGCGGGUGAAGGACGUGAACGAUCACGCCCCGGUCUUCCCCGGGGGCACGAUCCGGCUCAACAUUUCAGAGCAGACCCCGGUCGGGGUCGCAUUCCGGCUGGACGGAGCCCGGGACCCGGACGCGGGUGAGUUCGGCACCCAGGGCUACCUGAUCACCGGGGGAAACCCGGGCACCUUCCAGCUUCAGUCCAGGAGGGGAGCGAGCGGCCUGGGCUUGGACCUGGUGCUGCUGCAGCCCCUGGACCGCGAGACCGUGGACUCUUACUCCCUCACCAUCGAGGCCUUCGACGGCGGCACUCCCCGGAGAACGGCGACCGCGCGAUUGGACAUCCAGGUGCUGGACGCCGACGACAACCCGCCGAGGUUCGGGCAGACCGAGUACGAGGCCUGGGUGCGGGAAGACGCCGCCCCGGGCACCAGGGUGCUGCAGGUACACGCCAGCGACCCGGACCAGGGGAGCAACGGGCUGCUCACCUACCGGAUCGACCGCGACGGCGGCGGCGGCGGCGCCGGCCAGGCCCCCGGCCCGCCCUUCUCCAUCGACGCCGAGAGCGGCGUGAUCAGCGUGAGCGGACCGCUGGACCGGGAGCGGCGCGGCGUCCACCGGCUGGUGGUGCGGGCGGUGGAGCGCGACUCGCCGCCCGAGGCCGCGGCCGCCGCCGCCGCCGCCGCCUUUGUGUCGCUGCGGCUCCUCGACGUGAACGACAACGCGCCGAGCCUCAGCGUCAUGUACCUGGGCCCGAGCGGCCGGGCGCUGGUGUCGGAGGGGGCGGCGCCGGGCGAGCCGGUGGCCAGGAUCUCGGCGACGGACCCCGACCUGGGAGACAACGGGCGGCUCCUGGUGACUCUGCGAGACGAGGAGGAAGAUGGCGGCGGCGGCGGCGGCGGACGGUUCUCGCUGCGGCGCGUGGCUGAGUCGGUUUACCUGCUGUGUGUGAGCGGCGCCCUGGACCGCGAGGAGCGCGAGGUCCAUCGGCUCGUGCUGACGGCCCGCGACCGGGGCUCGCCGCCCCUCGCCGGCCGCCUGCCGCUGCGCCUGCGGCUCUCCGACCUCAACGACCACGCGCCGGCCUUCCCUCGCGGGCACCUGUACCGCGCGCGAACCGCCGAGGGGGUGCCGCUGGGGGGCAGGGCCCUGGCUCGCGUGCGGGCCCUCGACCCCGACAGCGGGCGCAACGGAGCCGUGCGCUACCGCGUGCUGACGGGCGGGGGUUACUUCCGGGUGCACCCGGAGAGCGGCGACAUCUUGGCGGCGGACCCCCGGCUGUGCCUGGACCGGGAGAGGCAGGCGGCGUUCCUCCUGGUGGUGGAGGCCAGGGACCUGGGGGAGCCGCCCCUGUCGUCCACCGCCUCCGUCCUGCUCCUGGUGGACGACGUGAACGACAACGAGCCGAUCUUCGAGCGGCAGGUGUACAGCGCGUCCGUGCGGGAGCGCGUCCCACCCGGUACCAGCGUCCUGCAGGUUACAGCAAGAGAUGCAGAUAGCGGCCAUUUUGGUAGCAUCCAAUAUUCCCUUUAUGAAGGGUUUAACAACUAUGAAGAGUCACACCUCUUCAGCAUUGACACCAUUACCGGUCAAGUCUGUACAACACAAAUUUUUGAUCGAGACAACGGACCACCAAACUAUGAUCUUUUGGUAAAAGCUGAGGAUGGGGGUGGGUUGAGUGCUCAAGCUUUUAUCCACAUAGAGGUACAAGAUAUCAACGAUAACAAGCCUGUAUUCAAUCCAUUGACAUACAUAACCAGUAUCAGCAAACACACACCGCCUGGAACAGAGAUUAUAAAUGUGAUCGCUUAUGACAGAGAUUCUGGUAUAAAUGGACAAGUGUCAUAUGAACUUGUACCUGGAAAUUUCUCUUCUUUCUUCUUUGUAGAUCCUUCUGCAGGUGCAGUAUAUUUAACUUCAGACCUCUGUCAUGUGCAAGUUUCCAGUUUGCUGUUGAUGGUUUCUGCCCAAGAUGGUGGGGGCCUGAUCUCACCAAUCAAUGCAACUGUGACUGUGUACAUUCUCGAGAGCGUUCUUCCUCCCACAAAGUUUAAGAGUUCUCAUUAUUUCUUUGUUGUUGCGGAAGAUAUCCCAAUACAUAGUUCAGUUGGUAUAGUACAAACUACAAGUGAAUCAGAUUCUCCAGAAAACAUAUUUCGAAUUUCCUCUGGUGAUCCAUAUGGUUAUUUUUCCAUCGAGCCUAGAUCUGGUCUCAUCAAAACCAGUAGGCAGUUAGACCAUGAAGCCCAACCUUCUGUGGUGCUUACUGUUCAAUCUCAGAUGAACAGCUCCCCGGUCUACAGCAGCACUCAAGUCAACAUAACGAUUACAGAUGUCAAUGAUAACACACCAGUAUUUCACAAAGAAUAUGAAACAAUCACCAUUUCAAAGAACACCUUACCUGGGACAGUUAUCUUUAUUGCACAUGCAGAAGACAAAGACAGUGGGUCCAACGGAAUAGUCAUGUACAGUAUACAGAAUGACUAUGAACAAAUGUUUUCCAUUGAUCCCAAACAUGGAACCAUAUUUCUCAACAGGAGCCUUUCCUCAGAAAAGCAACACAAAUACAGUUUAAAUAUUUUUGCUAGUGACGAGGGAACUCGUUCAUUGAGUGCCAUGUUCAUGUUAUCAGUCAUUGUUGAUCACUUGGAUGAUAUUUUGAUUUUUGAAACACUGGUUUAUCAAGUUGAAAUCAGUGAAGCUGCACCACCAGACACUAGAAUUGUGCAAGUCUGUGCCUAUAGUCAAGAUCUCCUGACAGACUCAGUCAUAGUUUACUCUCUUCAACCAACUUUGGAUUCAGUGAUAUUUGACAUCCAUGCUGACACUGGCUGGAUUUAUACUCGUCGCAGUCUGGACUAUGAGUCCACACUUAGCUAUACCUUUAAAGUGUUUGCUAUAAAUCCAGCAGAUCAAUUAAGAUUGAGUGCUACCACCACUGUGACUGUUAGUGUAACAGAUGAAAAUGAUAGCCCUCCCAAAUUUACACAAGAUUUGUAUUUUUUCACAAUUGAAGAAAGCCAAGUUCCUCACGGAUUGAUUGGAAAAGUAAAAGCAACAGAUCAAGAUUCAGGGAAAAAUUCAGAGAUAGCAUAUAUUUUAUUAUCUGAUGGAAAAUACUUCAGACUGAACUCAAAAACAGGUGAGAUUAUUAACUGGAUUGCUUUAGACCGUGAACAGCAAACACAACAUCAGAUGUCAAUACUGGUUAGAGACCAUGGUGUGCCACAGCGCAAUGCCUCUACAACUGUUUACAUCACAGUCACUGACAUUAAUGAUAAUCCGCCACUGUUUUCUUAUCCAGAAAGUGAGAGUGAGAUAACUGUUAAGGUUUUGGAAGCACAACCUGAAGGUACAUUUCUAACCACUUUAUUUGCCAAGGACCCAGAUGCUGGUGAAAAUGGCACAGUUAUUUAUUCUAUUUCAGAAGACAUUUCAAACAGCUUCAAAAUUGAUGCCCAAACUGGAGAACUGAGAACGUCCAAGGUUCUAAUGUACAGUCAAGUAUCGCAUUAUAAAAUAACUGUGGUGGCGAGUGAUGCAGGAUAUUCACCACUUCAGCAGACAGCAGUAAUUACUAUCCAGGUUAUCCCCAGACUUGUAGAAAAACUGAACAACAGAGAUAACCUCAGGUAUUUUGUCGUGCCAGAAGGUUUAAAGCCUGGGAAUAUUUUGGGUCCUAUCAGUUCACAUGACCACCACAUGUUGGCCAGACAGAAAGUACAUUUCACUAUUGUUGAAGGUGAUGAUCACUUUCAGUUUGGAAUUGACAGUAUGUCUGGGGAAUUGUACCUAACCCAAGAGCUGGACUAUGAAACAAUAACUCAUUAUUUGUUGAAGAUAAUAGCAGAAGAUAGCAGUCAGAUCCCUUCAAAGAAUACCACUGUUUUUGUCAGUAUUAAAGUAGAAGACCAAAAUGAUCACUCGCCAUGGUUUAAAGAUGAUAGAAUUGUGGUUGGAAUACAAGAAAAUCUGCCUGCAGGGUCCCUUGUUUACUUAUUUAAUGCAAAAGAUGCUGAUGGAAGUGGACCAAACAGCGAUUUGCAAUAUUCUAUUGUGCUAGAAAGUUCCUCAGAAAAUCUAUUCUACAUAGAUCCCUUUCAAGGCUGCUUAAAGACAGUGACGUCAAUUAAUCGUGAAAUGGCUCAGACUUCUGUUCUAAUAGUAACUGCAACAGAUCAAGCAGUGGAUGUCAGUGAACGCAAAGUAUGCUCAUUGAUCGCUCAGAUUAUUGUUUUGGAUGUGAAUGAUAACAGCCCAGCAUUUGUGUCGACAAAUGUUGCAUAUGUAAUGGAAGAUGAGAAAGUGGGUUAUCGUGUGCAUCAUAUUAUUGCACAGGAUGCAGAUGCAGGUGAAAAUGGAAGAGUUACAUAUUCUGUCAUCUCAGGGAAUGAAGACAAUACAUUCAAGCUUGAUGAAUCAUCAGGUUCAUUAAUCUUGGCCUCAUGUCUAGAUCGGGAAUUGCAGGAAUCCUAUGUCCUCACAAUUUUGGGGCAGGACAAUGGACUUCCUGCUCAAUCAUCGACACAGAUGCUUACAAUUUUCAUUGUGGAUGUGAAUGAUGAAGUACCAGCGUUUCAACAGUCUGUCUAUGAAGUUAGGAUUUCUGAAAAUCUUAAUCAGGGGGAGUUUGUUAUCAAGGUUGAAGCUUCUGAUAGAGAUUCAGGUAUAAAUGCUGCCCUUACUUAUGAGAUUUUACCAAGUGCUGGAUAUGAUUUAUUCAAAAUGAACUCACAAAUUGGUGAGGUCCAUACAAUACAAAUGCUGGAUAGAGAACUGCAAGAGAACAUUAGUAUAAAAGUUUUAGUGCGAGAUAAUGGGGUCCCAUCUCUGUCUGCUACAACUACAAUCAUGGUGACUGUUGUGGAUGAAAAUGACAACCACCCUGAAUUCAUAUUUCCUGUACAUGAGUUGCGUAUACCAGAAAAUCAGGAACCAGCGGUUAUCUAUACAGCUAUGGCUAUGGACAAGGAUGCUGGGGAAAAUGGACUGGUUAUAUAUCAAAUUCUUGGUGGAAAUCUCACUGACGUUUUCAGAUUUGAUGCUAUUUCUGGAGAACUUUCUACAACUAGGGGACUUGACCGAGAAGAAUUCAGUAAUAUUUCCCUGAUAAUUGAGGCUCGGGACCUUGGUAGCCCACAACAGACUUGCACUGCAAAGCUAUGGAUUAUUGUUCUAGAUGAAAAUGACAACAGUCCCAUAUUUGAAAGAAGCCAUUAUCGUACUUCUGUGAAGGAGGAUCUUCCUGUUGGAUCCAGUGUACUUCAGUUGAUAGCUGUUGACAAGGAUGAUGGUUCUAAUGGUGACAUUAUAUACUCUAUAAUUGAUGAUACUUCUGGAAUGUUUACUAUUAACAGUAGCACUGGUCUCCUAGUAACAACGGGGGAAUUAGAUAGAGAGACAAAAUCACAAUAUGUCUUCAGGGCAGUUGCAAGUGAUAACAGCAUUCAAAAUCCAAAAAGUACCACUGUUAAUGUAAUAAUACAUAUUGAAGAUGUAAAUGACAAUUUUCCUGUUUUUGUACAAAACCCAGUUAUUGCCAAUGUCACCUUAAACACUAUGGUAAAUCUUACCAUCACCACUGUGAGAGCUGAUGAUAAGGAUCUAGGACCAAAUGGCACUGUUAUUUUCCAGAUUUUGGAAUCUAAUUCAGUAUUUGCCAUCAACAGCAACUCUGGUGAAAUCUACUUGAAGACUUCACUGCCCCAUGUUCAUUUUAGUACAAACCUUUUAUAUGUAGUUGCAAGAGAUGAGGGUGUUCCUACUCGAUCAUCAACUGGACUUGUGGUGAUAUAUCUACAAGGAGAGGAAAAAGGAAUUUGGUUCACUCAUGACAUGUAUGAAGUAACGAUUGCUGAAAACAUCAGGCCAGGAACCUCAGUACUGAGAGUUGCAGCUCAAGACUACAGCAAUAAUGCAUCUCGAAUCAGAUACAGCAUUUUUAAAGGGAAUGAAAAUGGAGCAUUCAGCAUAGGUUCAAAUACUGGUGAGAUUGUUGCAAAAGGUUCUAAAUUUUGGGAUUUUGAAGUUAGAACCAAAGUUCACCUAGUUUUAUUGGCAGAAAAUAAUCAUCAUACAGCACACAGCAGACUAACAAUUAUUCUCCAAGAUGUAAAUGAUAAUCAACCACAAUUUGAACAAAGCCAUUACAGAACAUCUGUAUGGGAAGGACAGAUCUACAAUACGUACGUCAUGCAGAUUUUUGCUUCUGAUGCUGACAGUGGGCUCAAUGGUCAAAUUGAAUAUUCCAUAAUAUCAGGAAACCAAAAUCAGGCUUUUAUCAUUGAUUCUGCCCGUGGAAUUCUUGCCACUAAUGCUAUUCUGGAUCGAGAAAUAAUUUCCUCCUACAGAUUAAUUGUUCAGGCAGCUGAUCAAGGAAAUCCACGUUUUUCAGCAACAACCACUAUUUUGAUUCAGGUUGUGGAUAUUAAUGACAAUGUUCCAACGAUCCCACCGUUGAAAACUGUGAAGAUUUUUGAAAAUCUCCCGACUGGUUAUGUUGUUGUACAGAUAAUAGCCAAUGAUAUGGAUCUAAACACAAUUCUUUCAUACAAUUUUACUGAGGCUGGUAACCCAGGAGGUAAAUUUUCUAUUGAUCGGUACUCUGGAGUUAUCACUUUGACUCAACCCUUGGAUUUUGAAGUACAGUCUGAAUAUUUGUUGAGGAUCAGAACUUCUGAUUCUGUGCAUGAAACAGAAGCAAGCCUUAAAGUUGUUGUAGUGGAUGUCAAUGAUAAUCCACCUCUCUUCUCGCAAGACACAUAUCAGAUUGGAUUACUUGAACUCACACCGAUGAAUUCCUACGUUCUGACUGUAUCUGCCACAGAUAAAGAUUCAGGAGUAAAUGGACAACUCUCCUACAGGAUUCUUCUGGGAGCUACACAGGGAUUUUAUAUCAACUCAGAGACUGGUGCAAUAUUUACUCACAGGAUAUUUUACUAUGCAACUGACAACGCUGUAAUACAGCUUCUGAUAGAAGCAAGAGAUGGUGGGAACCCAGCUUUGACCAGCAUUACUUCUGCGCAGAUAUACAUUCAGGAUAUCAACGAUCAUAUUCCACAGUUUACACAAGCUCUUUAUAAUAUCAGUGUUAAUGAAGACAUAGCACCUGGAGUGAUUCUCUUGUCAGUUUCAGCAUCAGAUCUAGAUUGGGCACGUGAGAAUUGUUACAUUGACUACACAAUUAUUGGAGGUAAUGAGCAAAACCAAUUCUACAUUGAAAACUCAAUGAGUCAUGUAGAAAGUCAUUAUCAGAUGAUAGGUAACCUGGUGUUAGCAAAUGUACUAGAUAGAGAAGUUAUGAAAAAUUACACUUUAGUUGUCCGUGCAUCUGAUCGAGAAACUUCACCAAUGAAUUCAACCACAGUUAUAUCAAUAAUAGUGCUUGAUGUCAAUGAUAAUGCACCAGUUUUCAGUAGCUUGGAGCACCAUGUUGAAGUUGCAGAAAGCAUCCCUUUAGGAAGCAAACUUAUUGAAAUGUUGGCAUAUGACCAUGAUCAGGGAGUAAAUGCAGAUAUCACAUACAGGAUCAUUUCUGGAAAUGAAAGAAAGCAUUUUAAGAUAGAUCCUAAAACAGGUUUUGUACGAUCAAGGCUACCUCUAGACUAUGAGGAGAUCUCCAAAUUCAUAUUAACUGUCCAGGCGGUCGAUGGUGGUAUUACUAAUCAGAAAAUGGCCUUUUCAGUUCUUUACAUCGAUGUAUUGAAUGAAAAUGAUAAUAUUCCUUACUUUGCUUUUCCUACUUUGAACUGUACAGUACGUGAAAAUGAGCCUAUCCACACAUCAGUAUGUGCAGUUCAUGCACUAGAUCAUGAUACUGGCAUAUUUGGACAAUUAACCUACUCUAUCCUGCCAUCACCUUCAAUUAAUGACUCUAUGCCAAAGGAUGAGAAGAAUUUUGGUAUUGAUCCACUGACUGGUGACAUCCACACAAAGGAAAUUAUUGAUUUUGAACAGCAAAAGAAAUACAUGUUUAUAGUCCAGGCCAAAGAUAAAGGAAACGCAACUGCAACUAUAACAGUUCAGGUGGAUAUUCAAGGCAUUGAUGAAUUCGAACCAGUUUUCACUCAAGAAUCUUACUAUUUUACACUCUCUGAGAAUGUGGAGUUGGGGCAUAAAGCUGGACAAGUGACUGCUAUAGAUAAUGAUGCUGGGAUAGAUGGAAUUGUGGAGUACUCCUUUCUUCAGCCUUCUCCUUUCUUUUCUGUGAACAAAACAAGUGGAGUUGUUUAUCUUUCAGAUGCUGUUCACAAGAUUAAAGGCAGCUACAAAAAGAGAGAAGAGGUAAUAGAGCUGGUGAUUAAAGCCAGCAGUCCUGUGUCACACUCAAGAUCUGCUAUUAGUUUUGCUGCAAUUAACGUCUCCAGAUCAUGGGACGUCUUGGUUGAUGAGCCAAGUAGAAACAUUACUGUAAGCCUCACCAUUUCAUUUGUCAUAUUCCUGCUGUUCUCUGCAUGCCUUACUGGACUAAUCUGUAGAUCCAAAAGAAAAGAUAAAAAGGAUUUCACAUUCACUAAUGUAAUUUCAAAUGUAAAUUGCCUCCGAUACCUAGCGGCAACAUUAGCUCACCAUGAUGUGAAAAGUGAUUAUAAAGACGGAAAGACUCCCUUCGACGGUUCACUAGAACAGCUGAGUUUAAGAGUGAUUUCUAAAAAGGAGGAAUCAUUUAAUCCUAGAAAUUCAGAUUCAAGUGGAAGAGGCUCUGCUGAAGGAGAAAAUGUUGAAGAUGAAGAGAUUAAGAUGAUUAAUUGUAAUCAGUGCUGUGGGGAUUUUAGCUCUGUAUUAAGUCAUGAGGUAAUCAGAGUGCCAGACUCGGGGAUACCAAGGGAAUCAGACCAGUUAUUGUGUCGAUCUUCUGAAACAAAUUCUACUACUGUGACUUUCAGUAACACAGAAAACAUUCAUAAUUUUAAGGAUGAAGGUGGAGGAGAAGGGCGUGAUACAAAUUUUGUUGUAGAGAAACCUUUAUCAAAGAAUUUGAAGAGUACAGAAAUAAAGGAAAAUAUUGUCAUGCUGGACGCUAACAAAGAGCUUAUUUUCAUAUUAAAUGGACAGACGUCAUUGAAUGGAUCUCUCACAUCCCUUGUAUCUGCAAAGGAAGAGUUGCAAAGCAGCUAUAAUUGGGAUUAUUUGCUUAAAUGGGAGCCUGGAUUUCGACCUUUAGCCUCUGUCUUUACUGAGAUUGCAAACCUGAAAGAUGAGAAUCUACAAAAACAAACUUUGAAAAAUGAACCAAAAUCUCUUAUUAUCCCACCGCCAUUGAUAACAUCAGUUGCACAGCAUGGUAUAAGGGCAGUCCCUCCGCGAUUGCCAAUUAUAAGAUUUAAUCCAUCUUUCCCCAAAUAUUCUUAUUCGCCCAUUAUUGACAGCUCAAGCAUUAUUCCUUCAGCUAUGGCACCAAGUUUUUCUCCAUCUAUUUCCAUACUAGCUACGCAGACUCCUUCAGUGUCUCGUUUUGUUUCAGCUGCAGGAUUGGCUUCACAUGCCAUAAAAGCAUCUGUACAUGAGCAGAAAAUAGAAGAAGAAAUCCAGAUAUAGAAUCACUAACAAUCCAGACUGAUAUGUAUGCACUCCAAAAUGAACUUAUGUGAAACAGAGUGUUAUUCCAACUUCAACAAGAGUGUGUAGCUAACUUGAUUUAGGCCUGAAUUAUUUGUAAUUCUAUUGAAAUAUAAACAAAGACGCUUUUUUAACUGAAA